AAUAGUAGUAGCCCUGUUUUUAGGAGUGGCCUCGUGGUCUGGGGAUACUGAGACCCAGCCAUGAGCUCACUAUUUCUGCAUGUAAUUAAGUUAAUUUGAGUGUUUUGACCGAAGCCGAAAGCAGUAACGUUUUUUGUCGACCCGAUGUUAGAAAAGACCACCGAAAGUACUGGCUUGGUAGAGACGGUGAAAAGCAUAUAAAGCUGUUUAGACGUUAGCCAGUCGUCUUAGGACUUAGUUUUAUUUUCCGUCGAUAUGUAUCUUCCGGGCGAAUGUUACAGCAGACUUUUGUCAUAAUUGCGGGAGUUUAUCAUUGAAAGGGUUAAUCAAGGAAAAAUUCAUAAACCAACUGAUUAAUUUAAAUGUACAUUUUCUAUGAUUUUCUCGAGUUGCCCCGUUUCUAUCCUUAAUCCGAGUAGUUUUUGGUUUUACCCAGAUUACGGAUUUUUGUACUUUUUGUCAGCUUUAUUUAACACCAGAAAGUGAAGUUUUCUCCCGCUUUUUUGUCUAAGUUAUUUAAUGCGUUGACAGUUCUCAGACAUCACUAAUUAGCAAUGAUCUUUGCCAAACUUGUUCGAGUUAUGAUCUUUACAAUUUACUAACAAGGAAGUUUCCGUUUUUACAUUAUGUGUUAUCCCCGGGAUAUGCACAUCUCCCGGCCGGAUUGAAAAUUGUGUAUGCAAAAACAACGCUCCUCUCAGUAGGGCAUAAUGAUGUUAUCAUACCUUCCUAAAUCGGGAAGUGGAGAUGUAAAAAAAUUUACCAAAUCUCGAAAUUAUCAAUUCUGUAGUAGGAAUGCUGUCAGGGUACACUCAGGGAUUAAAAAUCUGGCUCACAUCCUCAUGGUUUUCAAGAUAUCGCGUUUUUUAAUGGUAUCAUCAUUUUUUUACAACCUAGAUAUAAAAAAACUUAUCGAACUUGAAUUUAUCAACCCUAUACUUGGUUGCUGUCAGGUCACAAUCAAGUUUUGCAAAUCUAGCGUCCAAGUCUGACUGAUCAAAUUCUUUUGGUUUCCGAGAUAUGGGUUUUUUUUAUUAUUUUUGUUUUCAAAAAGUUAGAUUUAAAAAAACCAACAAAACUUGAAUUUCUCAACCAUAUAGAGGGGUGCUAUCAGGGUACAUUCAAGGGUUGCAAAUCUAGCGUCCAAGUAUGACUGCUCAAAUCUUUAUGGUGUUCGAGAUAUGGCGUUUUUUAAUGAUUUUUCAUUUUUUUGUUCUCAAAAAACUUAGAUAUAAAAAAAAACUCACCGAACUUGAAUUUUCUUGACCUAUAAUGGGGUGCUAUCAGGGUACAUUCACGCGUUGCAAAUCUGGCCUCGGAGCAUGACUGCUCAAAUAAUUUUGGUUUUCGAACAUUGCUUUUUUAUGUUUUUUGUUUUAAUUUGUUGUUCAAAAAAGUGAGAUAUAAAAAAGUUAAUGGAACUUGAAAUUCUCAAGCCUAUUUCAAAGGGGUGCAGUCAGGAUACACUCACUGGUUGCAGUUCUUCCCUCGAAAUUUUACUGCUCAAAUCCCUUUCCGAGAUGUGGCGUUUUUUGAAGUAGAAACGCCUGAUAUAGGAAGCUCUUUUAAAGUUCAAAGAUCUAUUUGAAGCACCGUAUGUGCGAGUCAUGCGCUAGUAUAUAUAACAAACUGAGAUGAACUCUGGACUGUAAAAGGGUGAAAUUCCCUAUUGCAAGUUCUCUUAGUUGUCAAUGUUUUCAACUUAAUUGGCUUCUUGCAGGGCGAUAUUUGCUUGAGUAUCGCACCUUGCUCUGCUUAGCCAUUGUGUUAAAACCUGCUCAAUUACUUAAUUUUUACAUGGUUGAUCACAUUUUCAGGUAUCAUUCAAGCUGCUUCAAUAAAAUGGGAUUUAAAGAAGAAGAGCUCAGCGCAAAACUGAGCGAACUUAACAACACGCAGCAGAGCAUUGAGACUUUAUCGGCGUAUAUUAUUCAUCAUCGAAAAUAUUCCAAAAAAAUUGUCAAAUUGUGGAAGAAGCAAGUCCUGAAAGAUUCGCUGAAAGAUCGCUUAGCACUUAUAUUUCUUGCAAAUGAUGUCAUUCAAAAUAGUCGCAAGAAAACUUCAGCGUUUGCUGAUGAUUUCAAAGAUGUCUUACCGGGUGCGUUUCAUUUCACGUUUGUCCGCUGCAAAGACAGUGAAAAGAAAAACUUGCUUCGCGUUUUGGAUAUAUGGAGAAGUCGUGGAGUCUUCCCCGGAGAUUUCAUAGACUCAAUUAAAGUAGAGAUGGGUGGCGGCGGUAGUGGACCACCAGCCAAGAAAAAGAAAUUGGAAACUGCGGACGAUAACUCGAACCAAUCUAGCUUGGCAGCCAAUAAUGAAGAUGACGAUUAUUACGCAGAUACGACAUUUGUUCCCGACCACGAAGCUUUGAUUGACCUUUUGACAACCUUAGACACGAAAGCAGCUUCAGGUGACAGACCUAUAAGAGAAAAGAUUUCCAAAUUACCUCCUGAAGUCCAAGAUACAAGUGUUCUUGAUACCAUAAAUGAUGUCCAAGCAGCUGAGAAGUUAUCACAAACGGUGGACGAAGCGUGCGCUCUUCUCACCGAUUACAACGACCGAUUAGCUAGCGAAAUGGAGGAGCGAAGAAAAGCUGCUUCUUGGAUCCGAAAUUUUAUUUCCGCUCAGCAGAAAGAGCUAGUUAACUCGGAGGCAACUUUGAAAGAAUAUAAAGAAAAGUUAGAGCAAGUUUGCAAUAUGCGAAUUCAGCUUGAGAAUCACAUAAACAAUCUACCAGACUUGGAGAAUCUCAAAGCCGCUCCAUUACCCUCUCUUAAUCAGUUAUUUAAAGCUGUGUAAACUUGGUGAUUUUCCUCAAUGUAGUGUGAUGUGUGAGCAUUUAAUGUUCUAAUAGCAUGCUAGUGCUCCUUGUCCUUAUAAACCACUUUAUUAUGAGAUUUAUUCAUAAGUGGUACUAAUAAACUUUAGAAGAA
Messenger RNA from Symsagittifera roscoffensis, 2933 nucleotides. RefSeq names its product regulation of nuclear pre-mRNA domain-containing protein 1B-like. Lineage: Eukaryota; Metazoa; Xenacoelomorpha; Acoela; Convolutidae. The record is from RefSeq and is a predicted model, not a curated record. Gene Ontology annotation, molecular function: RNA polymerase II complex binding. The coding region runs from base 1798 to 2799 and encodes 333 amino acids. The transcript has a single exon. Gene Ontology annotation, biological process: mRNA 3'-end processing.